AUGCGUCCCCUGAAUGGGAAGUCCUCCGAAGCAGCGGCCAACCUGUUGGCAGCCUUUCGAGUGGCGUCUCAUGAAUUUUCGAAGGAUAAGCACACGCAUCCCAAUAGUCCUGGCGUUUUUGUAGUCAUCAACGAUGAGAUCCACUCGCCUCGGACCGUCACUAAGACGAAUACUCUUCGCGUUGGAGCUUUCCAAUCUCCAUGGCGAGGACCAAUCGGAUACGUUGAUGGAGACACGGUCAACAUCACGUCGCAGCUUCUAAGUUCUCCCAGCAACAAGUUCUCGCCUGAUCUGCUGCGUGAUGGAUUGCCUCGUGUGGAUAUUGUGUACAGUCAUGCCGGUUCCGAUGGAGCCAUGGUGAGAGCCUGCGUUGCUGCUGGUGCUAGAGGAAUCGUGUCGGCCGGGUUCGGACCAGGCUUGGGCACACCAGCCGAGAUUGCUGCCUUUGGUGAAGCCAUUGAAGAUUCCAACGGGCAAGUCACUGUGGUGCAGUCGUCAAGGCUUGGAGCGGGAGUGGUUGUGGACAGCAAGCAGCACCAAAAACUGGGCAUUAUCGCUGGGAACGAUCUUAACCCUCAGAAGGCUCGCAUUCUCUUGGCUCUGUGUCUUGCAAAUAACUGGACUCAUGAUCAAAUCAGGAAAACAUUCGAACUUGCAUAA
Molecule: messenger RNA, 660 nt
Organism: Colletotrichum aenigma
Lineage: Eukaryota; Fungi; Ascomycota; Sordariomycetes; Glomerellales; Glomerellaceae
Gene: ansA
Product: L-asparaginase
Exons: 1
Coding region: 1-660 (219 amino acids)
Source: RefSeq, a predicted model, not a curated record